AUGCAGAUCUUUUUCACAAUAUUUGCUGUGUUAUCAGCUACCACCGCUUCCGCGACCAGUAUCCUGCUACCAUUGUACUUAUAUCCAAGCCCCCUAGGAUGGUGGGACAGUGUUUACGACGCCAUCGCUACCCAUCCGUCCGUCGACUUCCAGAUCAUCCUCAACCCUGACUCCGGGCCUGGCGGCUCGACUCCCGGAUAUAACAGUGACUGGAUCAACGCAACCUCCAAGCUCCAUUCCUACGACAACGUCGAGACCUACGGCUACGUUCCUAUCAAUUACGGGGCCAGGACAUUGGCAGACACCACAACCGACAUCGAAAACUGGAACGGAUGGAACAACUACACGGCAGCAGACAUCUCGGUUGAUGGACUCUUCUUCGACGAGACCCCAAACUGGAUGGGCGCAAGAGGCGUAGAUGACGUAUCUUUCAUGGAACAGCUCGUCCAGCUGGCAGACCAAGGCGGGUAUCGCAAGAUCUUCAACAUCGGGCAGGCCUCCAACCACGACGAGUACUUCAGCAUCGCCGACACGGUCGUCAUCUUUGAAGGCGUAGCCAUGCUCUACAAAAACGCGGUGCUUAAUGUUGUCGCCGCCGAUGGCUUGACCGAGAAGUCCUCUGUGCUGAUCCACCAUUUCGAUGGGAGCCGCCUAACUACGAGGUGGGCAAUGAAUUGGAUGACGGACAUGCUCGAGAGGAACCUUAGCAGCUUUGUCAUUGUCAACACUGACUGGAGUAAUGCGAACUCGGAUGAUGCGCCGAUGGGGAUUGGGAUGCUCGCUGACAUGCUCGAGUCGAUCCAGGGAUGA
Diaporthe amygdali is the source of this 810-nucleotide messenger RNA. RefSeq lists its product as uncharacterized. NCBI's taxonomy places the organism in Eukaryota, Fungi, Ascomycota, Sordariomycetes, Diaporthales, Diaporthaceae. The transcript has a single exon. The record is from RefSeq and is a predicted model, not a curated record. The coding region runs from base 1 to 810 and encodes 269 amino acids.